Molecule: messenger RNA, 708 nt
Organism: Apaloderma vittatum (bar-tailed trogon)
Lineage: Eukaryota; Metazoa; Chordata; Aves; Trogoniformes; Trogonidae
Gene: ARV1
Product: ARV1 homolog (S. cerevisiae)
Exons: 5
Coding region: 1-708 (235 amino acids)
Biological process (GO): intracellular sterol transport; sterol metabolic process; regulation of plasma membrane sterol distribution
Cellular component (GO): cortical endoplasmic reticulum; Golgi apparatus
Source: RefSeq, a predicted model, not a curated record
AUGGAAAAUCAGUUGAAACAUCCAAAGAAUUUGCCAGUAUGGAAGAACAAUGCAACAGCAAAAAAACCCCAUUUUUACUAUCUUCCUGAAAGGAAGAAAAAGAAAUCCUGCCAGAAGCCUGUGGACAAAUACAUUGAGUAUGAUCCUGUUAUCAUCUUGAUUAAUGCUAUUUUAUGUAAAGCACAAGCAUACAGGCACAUUCUUUUUAAUACAAAGAUAAAUAUUCAUGGGAAGCUCUGCAUAUUUUGUUUGCUCUGUGAAGCUUAUCUCAGGUGGUUGCAGCUGCAGGAUUCAAGCCAAAAUAUAGAUCCUGAUGACUUAAUCAGAUAUGCCAAGGAAUGGGAUUUUUAUAGAAUGUUUGGUAUAGCUUCUUUAGAACAAACUUCAUUUUUGGUUGGCAUUUUUAUUACCUUACGGUGGAUGAGACCUGAGAUGCUGAAGACAAAAUCUGACUUCGUUUUACUUCUGAAAGCACUGCUGUUGUCCAGCUAUGGAAAGCUUUUGCUAAUUCCAGCUGUUAUUUGGGAACAUGACUACACACCGUUGUGCCUUGCAUUUAUAAAAGCGUUUGUCUUGAUAUCAAACUCUCAAGCAAUUAGAGUUACACUGAACUUGAACCGAUUGCUCCCUUGGUUGGCCAUCUUGUUUGGGUUAAUUUUGGAAAAUAGUGUGGUCUGCUUGUUCCAGAAAAUAGGAUGGGAUGCUUGA